GAUACAGAGAAUUUAAACAACAUAUACGAUAAAUUAAUAAAGGUCGUUUAGUUGAUCUCAGUAUUCCAAACAUAGUGGUUGACACAAUGUCAGUUUGACAUUUCGAUUUUUCUCUUUCUACUUUUUAAUUAUAACUUUCUCAAAGGUGCCGCUCUGAACGGCCGGCAUGAUUUUAUUAAUACCCGUGGACUAGAGCAGAAAGUGAAGAAAAAGCCUCGAGAGAGACGGCGCAGCUCGAGGGCCAAAAAUAAUCGGACCGGAGAUGAAUCUCGUAUCUGGCUUGUCCCAGUGGCAAACGCCAUCUGAUCGUGGGAUCUCUUCCGCGGAUAUCCGUGCGUCUUUUCUAAAGAGCGGAGAAGCAUCAUAGAGUUUUCAUCAAAAGCCAAUAUCCAUCGCGGAGGAAGGAAAGGAAGACUGACGAAAGAGGGACGCGGCUUAGUUUUGUUCAUGCCGACGACGAUAGGUCGAUGUCUCGUCUCUUAUUUCGCGCUAAUGUUCGCCGUAUGUCUGGCCAAAGACGCGCACAUUGUGGGCAGAUGGGCGGACAGGUUGGGUACCGAAUUAUGGGAACUCGCAAACGAAGUUGCUGGACCCCAGGAAUUGUUGGAAAAAUACAAGAGCAUGAAUACGCGAGUUGAGGACAAGUCCGGAGAAGACUUGGUGAACAUAAUCAGCGAGAAUGUGGGUAGGAUGCUGCGCCGGAAGAUGGACGCAAUUACCUGCAUUCGAAUAGCGGCCGAAGCAGCGGUGGAGGAUUGGGACAAGUCUCUUGUGGAUGGCAAUUUCUCUUACGUUUCCAGCAAGUGUAGCCCUGUCAACGGUAAGCGGACGAAGGACAGGCAGUGCAAGGAGAGGGACGUGAGCGUAUACAGAGAGAUGGAACUAACGGCGGACUCGCAUUUUUACAAUAUUCCUGUCAACACGAGUUACUCGUCGGUUCACGUACCAACCAACGUAUUUGAUCUCACGCAAGAAGUGAAGGAGGAUAUUGCGAGGACCGAGGCGUUGGACGAUAUGUUUCGUCAGAAUUACGAAUCCGAUCCGGCGUUAUCAUGGCAAUACUUCGGUUCGAUCACUGGCAUGCUCAGACAAUAUCCCGCCAUGCAAUGGCGAACGAGUAUCAAUGAUUACGAUGGCGAUAACGACGAUGAGGACGAGAGACCUGCCGAUCUCUACGAUUGCAGGGUGCGCAGUUGGUUCAUCGAAGCAGCUACGUGCAGCAAGGACAUGGUGAUCCUGAUAGACGUCAGCGGCAGCAUGACCGGCAUGGGGAGGACGAUUGCGAAGGCAACUGUGAACUCGAUCCUGGAUACAUUGUCGAACAACGACUUUGUCACGUUGCUAAAGUACAACAACGAGACCACCGAGCUGGUGCCGUGCUUCAAGGACAUGCUAAUCCAAGCCACUCCCGAGAAUCUCGACACGUUUAAAAAAUCCAUGGAGGAACCCGAUAAUCUCAAGACGGAGGAAGUUGCUAAUCUCACCGAGGCCUUCACCAAGGCGUUCAGCCUGCUUAAGACUUAUCGAGAGUCGCGUGGUUGUAAUGCCGAUACGCCGUGCAAUCAGCUCAUCAUGCUCGUCACAGACGGCGUUGCUGGAAAUCUAACGGAAAUAUUGGAGAAAUGGAAUCGGGAAGAAAAUGGUACUCGCAUACCGGUGCGGGUGUUCCCGUUUCUUUUGGGGAUGGAGGUGACAAACAUAAGCGAUGUUGAAAGGGUAGCAUGCUUGAACCGCGGCUCCUGCAAGCACGUGCACACGCAAGAGGAAGUGCGCGAGCAAGUGCUCAAGUACAUCUCGGUCGUAGCACGUCCCCUGGUACUUCAGGGUGUGGUGCAUCCCAUUGUGUGGACGCACGUUUACGCUGAUAUCACGAAUCCGGCACUUGCCGCUUGGCUGUGGCGGGUGAUGGAACACGAGGAUCAAAAGUCACGCUUGCAAAAACACUUGAAGAGAAAACAGCUGGGCGUGCGAAUGAACCAGGAUGCAAUCUACAUAAUGCAGCUUGGCAAGGGCGAGAACAUUGAGGAGGAUCCGUCCAUCCUGAACACGACAUCUUGGCAGGAAUAUAGAUUGCUGACUUCCGUGGGCACACCUGUGUUCGAUAAAAGGAGCAACCGCGACAAUGUGACACAUGUGACGGAGGACAAGUUGCUCGGAGUGGCUGGCACGGACGUGCCGAUCGACGACUUCCGCAAGCUUACAUUGCCGUAUAAGCUCGGUGUAAACGGCUAUGCCUUCAUCGUGUCUAAUAAUGGUUACGUGAUACUGCAUCCGGAUCUACGACCAGUCUACAAAGGCCAGCUCAAAUUGAACUACAAUAGUGUCGACUUCACGGAAGUCGAGAUACUUGAUGACGGACGCGAGCCGAGGAACCCAGGUCCUGUUAUUUUGAAGCUAAGAUCAGAGUUGGUCGAUCACAAGAACGGUAGCAUGAAAGGGAUCCCCGUAAGAUUACAUUACGAUGACAAUCGUCGUGUCUCCCUCGAGAGACGCGAUUACUUUUACGCGCCCUUACCUGGCACGCCGUUCACCCUCGCGGUUGCCUUACCAAAUUACGGAACUACUUGGAUCAAGGUUGGCGAUGAGAUCCGUCGGAAUCAAAAUAUGAAUAUCAAUGUGUCGGACUAUUUUACGGGCGAUCACUGGCGCGUGCAUCCAAGCUGGAUAUAUUGUCACUACCACUACCUGGAGAAUCAUCAGUUUGAUAGUCCGGAAGAUGAGCUACGCCACUUCUUGGCGAUGAUGAGUCGACCCGGUUGGCGCUGGUCCGAGCAAUACGAAGCUUAUCCGUCUAUGCUCGAGGACAUCGAUCAGGAGCCCAAUUGUGGCAGACAGACACUCAACUACGAUGAUUAUUACUGCAACAAGGAACUCAUACAGUUACUGGUAUUCGACGCCAGGGCAACGAACGAUAGCUUUGGUUGCGAUUACAUGGAGAACUUGCCACCUAGAGCUCGGAAUUUAGCGCAGUUUUACGGCAUCUUUAUAAGAUUCAUCGCGACGCAAAGCGGUCUGACCAGAUGGCAUCAUCUCAAUGUCAGUGACCUGGCGGAUGCGGAUGACGGUAUUGUCUUCGGCGAUCUUCACAGGCGAGCGGUGAACGAACCCUGGUACAAGGGGGCGAUCUUUCAAAACGAGUUGGAUCCCAACAGUAUCUCUUUAUCCGUACCCCGAGAAGCGGACGCGGAUGCGGUAGUGACGGCAUCGAUGACCCUUUCGCCUAAGGAUGGUGGUAAGAAGGCACCAGCGGCGGUGGUGGGCUUUCAGAUGCCGAUAUCGGGUCUGUACAAUCGAUUCAUGGAGCUUACUUCGGUGACGACAAAUCCCGACAUGAAUUGCAACAAUGAUUGGAUCGAAUGCUAUCUGUUGGACCAGAACGGCUACGUGGUUAUCGGAGGAAAGCACAACGUCACCGGACAAUUUAUGGGCACCGAGGAGGGCGCCAUUAUGAUUUCCAUGAUCGGCCAAGGUCUCUAUAACGCCUAUGACAUUUAUGACUAUCAAGCUUGGUGCUAUGAGAUUCGAAUCGGCAACUCUGCCAACAGCAUGAUGGAACCGUUGCGAUACAUGGGUAGGCUGUUAGUUUGGUUUUUGUUACGGUUGAUGUGGCUGGCGACCCAAUUCGUAAACUUGCCCGGUAUCCACGGCAAGGUCCACUCUGACGAGGACUUACCUGAUCCGCCACCACCACCAAAAAAAUAUCUCCAUUACUACUCCUGCGAUCAGAAACGUACGCUCUACAUGCUGAACGAGACCGUCGCCAACAAAGGCAUCACCAAUCACUCCGAUUACUGCUCGAGGCCGUUCUACGCUCAGAAAGUGCCGCACACGAAUCUCUUGUUGGUAGUGGUGAACAGCAUGUAUUGGUCGUGCUACAAAAAAGUGGUAGUAACCCCUGUCAACAUAUCACCCCUCGAGUACACAAAUAGCACGGCCGAUAAACCUUGUCACAAAAUUCCGCUGAACGCUUUGAAGAGGCGCAGGUUGAAAAGUUGCUUUACGGAACAUCCUCUGGAACUUGAAAUCGAUUGCGGAGGAGCCUCUGAAUUGACAAUGUCCCUCUUGUUGUUAUGGAUUACCAUCGUUAAGAUUCUGUAUGCCUUUGUAUAACGAUAAAAUUCAACCUUAUAUAUAUAUAAUUGUUGUUUUAUAAGGAAAAGAAAAGAAAAUAAAA
Messenger RNA from Cataglyphis hispanica, 4174 nucleotides. RefSeq names its product voltage-dependent calcium channel subunit alpha-2/delta-3 (gene Ca-Ma2d). Gene Ontology annotation, cellular component: voltage-gated calcium channel complex. Lineage: Eukaryota; Metazoa; Arthropoda; Insecta; Hymenoptera; Formicidae. The record is from RefSeq and is a predicted model, not a curated record. Gene Ontology annotation, molecular function: voltage-gated calcium channel activity. The transcript is spliced from 14 exons. Bases 448 to 4110 code for a protein of 1220 amino acids.